Messenger RNA from Bactrocera neohumeralis, 5845 nucleotides. RefSeq lists its product as uncharacterized. The coding region runs from base 316 to 4896 and encodes 1526 amino acids. Gene Ontology annotation, cellular component: nucleus. The record is from RefSeq and is a predicted model, not a curated record. Lineage: Eukaryota; Metazoa; Arthropoda; Insecta; Diptera; Tephritidae. Gene Ontology annotation, biological process: regulation of transcription by RNA polymerase II. The transcript is spliced from 3 exons. Gene Ontology annotation, molecular function: DNA-binding transcription factor activity, RNA polymerase II-specific; RNA polymerase II transcription regulatory region sequence-specific DNA binding; zinc ion binding.
UCUCAGUACACCGCUAAGCAAAAAUGGUGGAAGUAUCUUCCAGAUUUUGAGAAAUUUUCGAAUAAAUAUUUUGCAAAACCUUUCAGUUUUCAUGGAUCUUUGUAUUUGUUCUCAAGUUCAAAGUCAUAUUGAGUAUUUGAAAAAUGAAUUGAAUUUCAGUUUUCAGUGAAAGCGUUGUGUAUACUUGUAAGUGAAAAAUCGUGGGCUGGCUGCCAUUAUAAUUCGAAAAAGAAGAAAGGGAUCAUCAAAAAGUAGCUUAAAAUAUAAGACAGAAAGAAUAUUCUGUAUUGAUUCGAAAAAGUAAAUGUAUUAAAAAUGGAUCAACUAUUCAUGUUCUCAAAUGAGUAUACAGAGGAUGACGAUAACAAUGCUAAGGAUGGUAACAAUAAAGAGGAAGCAAAAAUUAAAAGUGAACCUCAGGAAAUUGUCAAUGAUGGUGAAGAUGAUAAUAGCUACAUAAUGCCGGAAUCUUUAUUGCAACAAAUGACAACAACGCGAGAUGAAGAUGGAGAAGCUGAAGAUGAUAACACUAUUUUUAAUUUUGGGAUUGAACCAACUGGGAAAACACGUUCGUUGUCGGCUAUAGUGAAGUCAACUUCUACAAAAAAUCCUCAAGAUGCGUUAAUUAACUAUGAUAUGGCCAUAAUGUAUAUAUGCCCGGCUUGCGGUGCGGAAUUCGAUACGCAAAGCGUUUGGAAGGGGCACAUAAAUGGAGUGCAUGAAUAUAAUACUCGGCGGGGAUUAAAUUUUGUACCGAUAGAUAAGUUGUAUCACAGAUGUUUAGAAUGCAACAAACCUAUUGCUAUGCAUGCAAUGGAAAAUUUGUUAAAACAUAAAUUUACUCAUUUGCCUCAUCGCUGUACUAAAUGUAAAAUCUGCCAUCGUCGUUAUAAAUAUCGGCAGGACUUAAUUGUACAUUUGCGUUUGUGUCAUCGUGAAGAAGUGAUAUUAAUGAUGCAAAGCGAAAAGACACCUGUGCCUAGGCAUGAAAACAAGCGAGCAUCAGUCCCUGCAGUAACAAAUGCUCAGUUAGAAAUAAAGGAUAUAAAAGGAAAUGCUGUUGAUAUUUUUGAGAACACAUGUGAUAGUGUUGAGGUAAAAAAUGAACCAUUUGAUCCAGACGAUCAGGACGCGGAAAGUUUGCUGGUACAAUCAGGGAGUAAAUCCAAAUAUCCGCGAACCUCAAUACUAGAAGAUGCACUGAGUCGAAGUUCUUCACAAGUUUUCGAACAGCGACCAAGUGUUGAAGAGAAACAAUGUGAAAAGCAUAUACAAUAUAUUUGCCCAGUUUGUAGUACGGAGUUCAUGACCAAGAAUGAAUGGCAGGAACAUGUACAAGAAAUGCAUAACUUUUGCACAAUCAAUGGGCUUGGGUUUCAAAAACGUUUUAAUUCAACGGCUGAAUGUGUCGAAUGCAACCGGGUUUUGCCUGACAAUGCAAUAGACCAACUGCAGCAACACAAAUUUUCGCAUCUUCCUUGCAAAACAUGGUUACGUUGUAAGCUUUGUUUACGUUCGUUUAUUACCUACAAGGAUAUAAUAAAGCACUUGCUUAACCAACAUCGGCUUGAUGAUGAACUUGACGCAGAUAUGGACGACAGCCAAGACUGUCGUUCCUUUGACCCAUACGCUGCGCCAUCAAACGACUAUGAAGACGACCAGACGUUAGCUGAAGACCAACUUAAAGGCGACCUACGUGAUAUUUAUGAAACACAAAUAGAUUAUUUGUGUCCUAAAUGUGGUAAAGAGUUUUUCGAAAGAAAAAUGUGGAGAAAGCACAUUGUUAAAGCACAUCAUUAUACCGAUUUGAAAACACUUUGUUUUGAAGCUGUGAACGAGCACCAGUUGCAAUGCCGAUUAUGCGGUAAAGUAAUCACAAAUGCUUACGGUGUGCAAAACGCUCAACAACAUUACUUUACACAUUUACCGCACAAAGCGUACAUACGCUGUCGCUUAUGUGAUAAAUCUUAUACAGAUCGCAAAGGAUUGGUGAAACAUCUUCGUAAAGUACACCAUAUUAAUCCCAAAACGGCAGCGGCAGCAGCAUUAGCUAAAGCAAAUAAGAUCAUGCGGCCACCUUUAUUAGCAACAUACGAAAAGUCCUCAUCUAAACACGUGAGCAUAUCUCGUAAAGCACCUGUUAAAGAAAUCGUUCGUCAUAACGGCGUAAUAUUUGAAAUAAAAUUUUUGGACGAAGAUAGUAAUGAUAACACCUCGUUUGGUGGGAGAAAUGGAGAUGACAUUCAUGGCAAUAGUUUUGCUAUGCCCACAAGAAGGCAUGUGUGCUCGGAUUGUUACUCAACCUUCACUACAGUACAAGAAUUACAAAAACAUACCCGAGAACAACAUGACUUCAAAAAACCAACCCAAACAAAUGUCUGCGGUAGGUGUUAUUGUACAUUUGAGUCAGAAGAAGCGCUGCAAGACCAUAAAAUAAAGCAUCAUUCAUCGAAUGCUAGUGGGGGUAACAAUGAUGAUGAUGAUUUACUCUUGGUACCUACUGGCAAUGAGGAAGUUAAAAGGAACACCGCUGAUGAUACUCCAAAUAUUGAACAAUAUUUCUGCUAUCUAUGUCCUGCAUGUGGUGAGGAAUUUAAAACUCAAUACGAAUGGCGUCGUCAUAUAAACGACAUACACUAUUUCGAUCGUAGAUAUGAGUUGAAUUUCAAACAAAUCGAUAAAUUUCAUUUCCAGUGUUUGGAAUGUAAGGAAAUUGUGAACAGUGCCAAAUUGAAAGGUCUGCAAGACCAUAAAUUUCGUCACUUACCAUAUAAGUUAUAUAUAAAAUGUCGGCUCUGCAGCACAUGCUACAAUCAUAAACCUAAUGUGGUCACACAUCUGUGCACGCAACACAAUUUUGCACAUCCACGUAAAUCGUCCAGUUCAAGCCCAGCUAUAUCGUCAGCACCGCAAAUUCGUAAUACAUAUAACAUGCCAGCAACAACUUCUAACACUUUCAAGCCUUUAUCAGCUGAAAGCCUCAUUUCCUUACACAAUGCAGUAGAACACGAAACAAUUACCUACUAUUGCCCGCAGUGCAAUGAACCGUUUAACACACAUGCCCUAUGGCGUCAACAUAUCGUCACUGUACAUGAUCUUAACAGUCGACAAGGUUUGAAUUUCCGUCAAUUAGACGCACACCAUUACAUAUGUUUGGAGUGUUAUAAACGAGUCACAGUAACUCAUACCAAGGGCGCUAUUGGUCAACUGCAGUCGCAUAAAUUCCGCCAUUUGCCGUAUAAAUCUUUCUGUUGCACCAAAUGUGGUGGGGUCUUUGUGCGCAAGCAAAUGUUCUUUAAGCAUCUAAAUCGUGCCACCAAUAGAUGUCCACUGAUGGGCAAUGAACGCGCAACACAUCAUGUCAAAACAAAAAGUUAUAAGAACUCAGUACGUAAUAUAUACGGUCAACAAAGUGACGAUAGUAAACCGUUGAAGAACCUCAACUUCUCGGUGACGUCGAAUGAAAAAUGUCCCUACAUCAUACAAUGUCCACAAUGUGGCAUAAAAUUCGAAAAAUGGCAUCCAUGGCGUGAUCACAUCGAAAAGGAACACAAGCUACAUAGUAUGGAAUCAUUGAAAUUCAAAAAGAUCAAUGAUCACCUACACAUUUGUAUACAGUGUAAGGAACGUGUCAACGGUGCAAAUUUUGUUAACCUCCAAACACAUCGGUUUAAGCACUUGCCAUAUGGCACUUAUUUACACUGUCGUUUCUGUGAUGUCAGAUACUAUUAUAUGAUUAACAUUAUAAAACACAUGAAACAAAAACAUCCAAAUCAUGGCCUGGAAGAGCUCGAAUUGCAAUUGGAGAGUGCACCAGACGAAGAGUCCGUCAGUUCUCCGGCGGUGACAGUGAAUAUGGAUGUUGAUAAGGAGAGUGAUGUGUGCGAAAAGAAAAACGCCGAUAUCGAUGGUAAUGAUAAUAGCAAGACAAACGAUGAUGAUGAUGCGCUGGUUAUUGCUGACGAUGGCGAACACAAUAAUAAAGUUUCUGAAGAAAAGGACAUUGAUUAUGGUUUUGGGUGCGAGUCCUCAAUAUGUUCAUACAUUAUACUAUGUCCACAAUGUGGUAUUAAAUAUGAUAAUUGGUAUACGUGGCGUGAUCAUAUAUCAGCAGCACAUUCGCUAAAUAGCCACAAAACGUUGAAUUUCACGAAAAUUUUCGAUUGGUUGCAGGAAUGCAACGAGUGCAAGGAGCGUGUAAAUGCCACAUCGCUAUUUAAUUUGCAAACUCACAAGUUCAAGCAUUUACCAUAUGGCACUUAUUUAGAGUGUCGCUACUGUGACGCCAAAUAUAACUAUAUAAUACACAUUGUUAGUCAUUUGAAGGCGAAACAUCCAGAGCACGCAUUGCAAAAACAAAAUAUACCCAUUGAUAUUGAUGAAACUUUGUUGGACAAUGUUGACGAUGUUGCUGAAGAAGAUGUUGCAGAAGUAAAGCGCAGUGUUGGUGACGAAGCAAAGGGUGUUACUAAUUCGGAUGGGGAUGUAGAGGCUGAGGGUGAUGACGAUGAGGAUGUUGACGAUGACAUGGAUGAUGACAUUGAUGAAGACGUGGAUGAUGAUGACGACGACGAUGACGAUGAAGAAGAAGCUGAGGAGAAUGCACAUAAUAAUGAUGGGAAUGCUGCUGGUGAAGUUGUUGAGCAAAUGGAUGUUGAUGCUAAAAGCGAUGAUGAUUUUGGAGAUGGUGAUGACGACGAUGAUGAUGAUGAUGAUGAUGAUGAUGAUGAUGAUGAUGAUGAUGAUGACGAUGACGAUAGUGAAAAUUAUGGUACUGAUGGUAAUGUAGAAGAUCCAGCUAUUGACAGCGAAAAUACAAACGUAGAGGCGCCAAAUGGUGUAGUGGAAGACAUUGAACAAGUUGAAAACCCCGAAGAACAGUUUGUUCUUGGCUAAGGGUUUAUUUUCAUUAAAAUAACUUUAUCCUAAACAAUUCAUCAUGAGUUUUCACGAUAUUGAAAAAGAACAAUUGUGAAAGUGCAUUCUUAACAUUCUAUUAAUACAUUUUUUUUAAAUUUCUUUCUGUAUGAUUAGAAAAAAGAAAUAUAAAAUCUCUAAGUGUAUUCAUCAUAUAAUUAAUAUUUUUUUUUAAAUAAUAAUGAUUAUUAUAAGUUUAAAACAUAAGAAAAAGGAUAAUUAUUUUUCAAAUAUCUCAACGAAGUGGAUAUGUGGAAAUAUAUAAAUAUUAAAGACAAAGUUCAGCGAAUGAAAUGUUUAAAACGCAUUAGAUUACUAGCACAUUCAAAUAACUUAUAUUAAUUUAAGUUUCAUUGAAAAUCGAACAGAUCAAGUCAAAAUAUCCUAUAUGAGAAAAAAAUUAAAUAGGGUAUACAUUUUUAUUAAAAAUACAAUACACGCCAUUUUUCUCAUUCCUUUUAUUACUUUUUGCCUAUUUAGCCCCACUUGAUAAAAAUCUGAUCCAGUAAAUUAAAGCAUCAUAUUAGUAGUGGUUAUACCAAUUAAUUUAGACAGUUAUAAGUUUACUGAUGGUUUUAUUUGGACAUUUAGCGUAUCAUAUACACAUAAACAAUAUACAUUCUCAAAUUAUUCUAUUACCAAGGCGAUCAAAAAUAAUGUAUGGAUUUUACAUUAAUUAAAAAGAACUCGUAAAUAUUAAACAAAAUAUUUGUGACGCAUAUGUAUAUGUAUAUGUAUGUUAUUAUGAAGCCCUCUAUUGCGAAGCAGCAAAAAUAAUAACAAAAUUUUUAUUAAAAUGGUAAUUAAAGUAAUUUAUAAGUAUCUUAAUCAAGAAUAUAUACAAGUAUAUAAGUACAUACAUAUAUACUUACGCUCCUUAGGUUAUAAUGUAUACAAGAAAUCAAUAAAAUAUACUAUAACACAUGCA